This is a messenger RNA of Corylus avellana, 768 nucleotides long. RefSeq lists its product as uncharacterized. Gene Ontology annotation, molecular function: nucleic acid binding; RNA-DNA hybrid ribonuclease activity. The record is from RefSeq and is a predicted model, not a curated record. NCBI's taxonomy places the organism in Eukaryota, Viridiplantae, Streptophyta, Magnoliopsida, Fagales, Betulaceae.
AUGGAGGGGAACAACCAAGCGGACCUUCUCAGUCAAGAGUGCAUACCAUAUCCAAAAAUAUUGGGAGAUAGCAAAGGAGGCGGAGUGCUCAUCUCAAAAGGAGGCAUUGCUAGGAGAAUUUGGCUAAGAAGGAAUACACUUAUCCAUGAAGGGUCUUUUUCUUCUCCAAAUGCGAUCGUCAAUAGUGCAGCAAAUGCAAUAGGAGAAUUUCACCAAGUACAGGAGCAGCAAUACACAGUUGCGACACAGGGGGUUUCUCCUUGCUUGAGUACGUGGUCGGCUCCUCCUCACGACUGGUUUAAAGCAAAUUGGGAUGCGGCUAUUGGAAAGCAAUCUGGCUGGGUUGGACUGGCAGCAGUUAUACGGGAUUCACAAGGUAAUAUGGUUGCAGCAAAAACUGUAACUCGAAAAGGCCUCAUUGAGCCAGUUGCUGCAGAAGCUUUGGCAGCUCUCAUGGCUGUUCAACUGUCCCGUGAAAUGGGUUUUUCACGUUUAUGGCUGGAGGGUGAUGCGAAGACAAUUGUUGAUGCCGUGAACUCGACCGAACCAGAUUGGAGCAGAAUCGGACACUUAGUGGAUGAUAUUCGGAUGGAAAUUCAGACUUUCACUAGCUGGAAAGUGGCUUACGUUAGAAGGGAGGCCAACCAUGUAGCACAUAUGUUGGCAAGGAUGGCCACGACACAGAUUAUGGAUAGAUUGUGGACUUUUGUACCACCUGAUUGUAUUGCUGAAACCAUUGUUUCAGAGCAAACUGCUCUGUCCGACUGA